Molecule: messenger RNA, 915 nt
Organism: Antechinus flavipes (yellow-footed antechinus)
Lineage: Eukaryota; Metazoa; Chordata; Mammalia; Dasyuromorphia; Dasyuridae
Product: basic salivary proline-rich protein 2-like
Exons: 3
Coding region: 1-915 (304 amino acids)
Source: RefSeq, a predicted model, not a curated record
AUGGCUGCUCACGGGUCUGACGGGAGAUGCCCGCCUCCUCCGACGGGGCGCACCCCCUCCCCUCCUGGCCACGACACCGGCAAGGUCCUUGCCCACGUGGGGCCCUGCCUCCUGCCAGCUGGCUCGCGCAGCCCCUCACUCAGCUCCUACCGCCUCCCAGAGCAAGUCCAGACUUCAGCAGGAAGGGAAUCGGCUUGGGCCGAGAGGCCCCUGACUACCUGUGGGAGUCUCCUGGAAAGGGAGGGGACUGAACCUCCUGGUACCAAGGUCCAUGGCCCCCACAAGCUACGCCUGAGCCAGAGCCACCAGUCCUUGCCUGCCCCGGUCCUGGAACAGAAGCCUCUCUGGUCCCGUGGGGAAGCCGGGAAGCACGUGGAAGUGGGCUUUGACCCGGCCCGUCUCAGCGGCGGGGCCCCUCCCCCCCCGGGGGGCACAGCAGGGCUCUCGGCCCCGCCGGCUCCGGCCCUAAGCGCCCUGUGUCCUCCGGGAAGGCAGUCCGCCUCGGAGGGCCGCCCGCCGGGAUUCCCUGGAGGGGUCCCCGCCCGCUCCUGCCCCUCAGCCGCCAGGAGCCCCCGGAGCGCGCAGGACGCCGGCCUGAGGAAUAACGGACUCCCCAGAGCAGACCGCGGGCCAUCGAGGCAGAGAGGGGCCCUUUGCCAAGGACUCCGCUCUAUUACAGCAAUGGCGGGCUGCCCCUUGGCCCCCCCCCCCGGCUCCGCGGCUGCCCGCCCAGGAGAGCCCCCCCCCCCCCAGCGCUGGGCCAGAAGCGGGCCCGAGGCUGCCUCCCCACAGGGGCCUCCCCGCGUUUCCCCGCACGGAGGCCGGACCUCCUCGGGCUCCCCCAGCGCUGUCCGACAGCGCCAUCUGCUGGGCGCUCCCCACAGCCACGAGCCGCCUCCGAGGUUGGCUCUCUGA